Messenger RNA from Cooperia oncophora, 717 nucleotides. NCBI's taxonomy places the organism in Eukaryota, Metazoa, Nematoda, Chromadorea, Rhabditida, Trichostrongylidae. The record is from the annotation of a GenBank genome assembly.
AUGGUCGAUCUGGAAGAUUUCGUCGCCGCUUUCUGGGAUAACAAAGAUGCUAAAACGGCGCUCUCGAAAGUGAAUUUGAAAGCUCUCACCAAUUUGCGACAGAGGGUCCGGAAAUAUGUGAAAGAAUUUGAACAAAAGAUAGCGGAGUAUCGCGAAAGCCCUGAUCCGGCUGGUUAUGAAACCCCAGAGGAGGAAGAAGAGGCCGAUGAGUCGGGCAAUGAAGCCGUUGAUGUAGCGCCUGCAGGAAAGGAUAAGAAAAAAGACAUGAGCAGUGAUAGCGAGAGCGACUCAGACUGGUCUACAGACACCGAUUCGAGCGCCUCUGAUGUUGAUGCAGACUUUGGAUCGAAAAUGGAGGCAUUGAGAAGACAUUUCCUGAAGUACGCUACACUUGAUCUCGUUGAUGACGAAGAGGAUGACGGUGGUGAAUGGACGCCAAUCACCAAAGAGAAGCAAGUUCAAUUAUUCGAACCAAAACAAGAAGUCACGCAUGAAGCAAUGAUCGGUAAGUUGACCGAAGUGAUGGCUUCACGUGGACGCCUUGGAACGAAUAGAAAGCAGCAUGUUCGUUUACUGCAAGAAUUGUACAAGAUUGCAGAGGAGAAGAAACUUGGAGUUGGAAUUUCCGUGAAAAUUCUGUUCAAUAUUAUUUCGUCACUUUUCGAGCUGAACACCAAGAUUAGCGACUUCAUGGAAUUUGCAAACUUCAAUAAGUGA